Paramormyrops kingsleyae is the source of this 7512-nucleotide messenger RNA. RefSeq names its product ankyrin repeat and fibronectin type III domain containing 1a (gene ankfn1a). Gene Ontology annotation, cellular component: spindle. Gene Ontology annotation, molecular function: protein binding. Gene Ontology annotation, biological process: establishment of mitotic spindle orientation; regulation of establishment of bipolar cell polarity. The record is from RefSeq and is a predicted model, not a curated record. Lineage: Eukaryota; Metazoa; Chordata; Actinopteri; Osteoglossiformes; Mormyridae.
GAUCAUUUCCCACCAAACGCUGAGCUAUGGUUCUGUAACAGAGAACGUAUUUUAUCGAUUGAAUGUCUUUUUCCGCUUUUGGCAUUCAGACCGUAUGUAAUGUGUCUUCGCAGCGGAGCCUGAUUAUUGAUGACAAGAGUGGAGAGGUUGGGUCAUUUCCUGAUGCCUAACCGGGCACGGUUAUGGCAAGAUUUUUUAUUUUUUUUUCUAAAUGUAGGUAUUUGUAGGGAUAUAGUAAAUUUUGAAAUCGAAUGAAGAGCACUGGCGAUCGGUUUUCAACAAAGAAGUAACCAGAGAAAGUUCAAGAAAAGUACACAAAAGGACUGCCUAAGCAACAGCUGUUUUGAUUUGGUGCCUUCAUAAAAGUUCAAGACUCGCAGAGAUGGAGGACAAAGAAAGAGGGUGUUGCCUCAACGACUCCAGGGCCAAAACAUUGGCCACGUGGAGUUUUAUCAGUGUCUGAAAGAGGCCGAAUUCUUUUAAUGAUCAUUUCAUUCGUAGCUUGAUAGAGCAGAGUGAUGGCAGAAAAUGUCCCUGGAGACAGAUAAAAAAUGCUUUCAUGUUCCCAACGAACAAAGGACAUCCUGUGUGUUUCAGGCUAUUGAGGAGAAAGAGGAAAUUCCUGGGAUGGGAGAAGACAGCGUUCUGGAAAUGCUGAGCUACUCCAAAUUCACAGACCUGGAGACGUGGUUGUGUAUGCCUUCUACUCUGUUACCAAGGAGCUUGGAAGCAACAUGUGUGACUUCUCCACCUUUGAUGCACACUGGGACAGCAGAUGUGGAGAGGAAGCCCAGAUGUCUGGAUGGAGAAGACGUAUUCCUGUCGACAUCCACAAAGCCUCUGUCCCCUGUCUUGGUAGCGUCCUCUACCCCUCGCUCAGCACACACUGCACGGGGUGCCGACCAGGGAGCAGUGAGCGUGCGGAAGCGACGCCGCGUGGCUGCCAGUCCGGGUGGACUUCACUGGAACUCCUCAGGAUCACUACAGCGGGACUAUGACACAGCUGAAACCCUGCCCGUACCUGGGCCGAAGCGAAGCCCGAACAGCGACACGGGCAACCGCACCAUCCCCCUGGGAGAGUCUCAGAAAGCAGCCCUGAAGAAGAGCAUCUCCGUGGAUGACCGCCUGUUACAGCAGCAGCAAAGGGAGAGACACAACCUGCUCACUCGCUUGGAAAGAGGCAAGAUCAAGCUGAGGAACUUACAUAGUCUUGGAUCAACUGGCCGAUACGAAACACGAAAAAAGUCAGAGAGCAGAAUCAGUCGUCUGACUCAGAAACUCAGUCAGAAGCAGAACGAUGUGCUGAUCAAGGACUUCAGACCGUUCUUUCUUGUUGGGUCCCCCGGAACCUCCCAGAGUCUGGACAGGAACUUGUCUGCCAGCAUGACACAACAGAUGCAGAACCUACACCUGUCCCACAACAAGAAGAGCAGUGCCCCGGCCUCCCCCAGUGCAGCUAAGCGCCUCUACCGCAACCUGUCUGAGAAGCUGAAGGGAAGCCACUCCUCCUUCGAUGAGGCCUACUCCUUUGGCCGGCCCGACCGCCUGCGAAAGCCCUCUGCUAUGCAGAGCAGUGAAGCACUGUUUGAGGCUGUGGAGCAGCAGGAUCUAGAUGCAGUGCAGCUCCUGCUGUAUCAGUAUACCUCCGAUGAGCUGGACCUCAACACCCCCAACAGUGAGGGCCUCACUCCUCUGGAUAUUGCGAUAAUGACAAACAAUGUACCGGUGGCCAGGCUGCUGCUGAAGGCCGGCGGCAAGGAGAGUCCACACUUUGUCAGUCUGGAAAGUCGGAUCUUGCACCUCUCCACGCUGGUCCAGGAGGCUCAGAGACGCGUCAGUGAACUGUCGGCCCAAUCCCUGAGCGACGGGCUGGACGGCUCUGACAGGGAAAAGCAGCUAAAAGUCUGGGAGUGGCGAUACAAGCUGUACAAACGCAUGAAGACUGGCAUCGAGCAGUCAAAGACCCCAGAGGCACCGGCCAACGUGCGUCUGAGUGUGACGAGCAGCACAUCAGUCACUGUCACCUAUCAGGAGCCGCUCAGCAUCAAUUCAGCAGUGGUCACCAAGUACAGGGUAGAGUGGAGCUGCCUGAAGGACUUCUCUUUGCUGGCAGGGGAAAUGAUCCUGGAUAAUCUGCAGUCUCCGAGGUGCACAAUCUCAGGGCUCACUACGGGAAGGACUUAUUAUGUUCAAGUCUCUGCUUAUAACAUGAAGGGCUGGAGUCCAGCACAACCAUCUCUGCCUCCUUCAGCUGCCCCGUCCAACUGGAGAGAUUGUGAGGGGCGCGAGCCAAAGUACCGGGGCCACAUCGAAGCCAUGGAGCGGUUGCUGCAGCAGGUUCGAGCUACGCACCAGCAUUACAGCGCCGGAGAUACAUCUAAGCUUCAGAACCCCAGCCGGAAGCAGUCCGUUUCCCGAAGCCUUAAACACCUUUUCCAUUCUUCAAACAAAUUUGUAAAGACAUUGAAAAGGGGUCUCUAUGUGGCAGCAGUGUUCUAUCACAAGGACAGUCUUCUGGUGACCAACGAGGACCAGAUCCCCAUCGUGGAGAUCGAUGACUCCUACAGCAGCUCCUUUAUGCAGGACUUUUUGUGGUUCGCUAAGCUCUCCUGCAUGUGGGAGGACGUGCGGUGGCUGAGACAGAGCAUGUCCGUCUCCAUGUCCUCCUCGUCCACGCUGCAGGCCCGCCAGAAGAUGCUGGCCGCUGCAGGCCAGCUCCAGAAUCUCCUCGGCACGCACAACCUGGGCCGCGUCUACUAUGAGCCCAUCAAAGAUAGGCAUGGGAACGUCCUCCUGGUGACCAUCAGAGAGGUGGAGAGCCUCUACUUCUUCAAUGGAAAAUGGAUGCAGGUGUCCAAGCUGCAGAGUCAGAGGAAGUCGCUCUCCACGCCGGAGGAGCCCACGGCACUUGACAUCCUGCUCAUCACCAUUCAGGAUAUUUUGGCCUACCAGAGACGCAGUCAGCACCGGCUCUCGUCUGGUCUCUACUUGGGUUUCCUGAAGUUGAGCAGUUCUGUGGACCAGAUCAAGGUGCUGGUUCCUCAAAGGGUGCCCAACAUGCUGUGCCACUACAAGAUCAGGGACAAUUGGAAUGUCUCACGGGAUGAGUGGGACUGGCUGCAGAGGUUGUCUGGCCCAGCGCAUGUGGAAAGUGUGGAUCAGACCAGCGACUGCCACAACCCGCUCUUCCUCUACGAGCUCCAGAUGGCCGUGAAAGGCUUGCUCAAACAGAUCAAUCUACCUCUGCACCAGGCCAAGCACUUCCGUCUCUACACACAGGAGGUGCUGGAGCUGGGUCACAAUGUGUCCUUUCUUCUUCUGCUGCCCGCCUCAGACGACGUCUGCACUGCCCCGGGACAGACUAACCCUUACACCCUGCACUCGGGGUUCCUCAACCUCCCUCUUCAAAUGUUUGAGCUAGUUCACUUUUGCACUUACAAGGAGAAGUUCAUCAGUCUGUACUGUCGCCUGUCCUCCGUGCUGGACCUCGACGCACUCAUUACUCAGCAGGCCGUACGAGAAGCCAUCUCAGACACAGAAAUUGCAACAGCCAAGCAGAGGCAGCAGCAUAUUCUGGAUUUCAUACAGCAGAUGGACGAGAUGUGGAGGGACAUGCGCUGGAUCACGGAGGCUUUGCAGUACGCCCGCUAUAAGCAACCCCUUGGUGGAGUUCCCAUCACCUGGCUGGUGGACCCUGCCAUCGAGCCCACCAUGCAGAAGAAUGACUCCACCUCCUCAAACAUGGACUACCUCCCCACCCCCUCCCCCUCGCCAGAGAUGCGCAGACGAAAGGGUGUGAAUGACUCCCAACCUGGUUCAGAUGAAGAGGGAUGUUCUGAGGUGUUCCUCCCCACAGACAGCGACUACGACUCCAGCGAUGCUCUAAGUCCGCGGGAUCUGGACCUGGUGUACUCCUCCUCGCAAGAUAUAUCCCAGCAGGCUGUGUACGCCCUGAGCGGCAGCGCCCCUGACGUCCUGCAGGUACAUGAUGUCAAAUACAGCAUUUACCGGAAGGACUCAGAGGCCGAUUCCUGCACCAGGAAUAUGGAGAGUUUGAUGCUGACCGGCUACUCCGCCAAGCCCGCUAACCAGGUGUCCUGCAGCAAGGUUCCACCCAAUCCUCCAGCCAGGAGGAAGAUGCUUGCCAAGGCCCAGACCCAGCAGAGCAACACUGGAGUGACACAGCGCUGGCUGCGGGUCCAGAGCGAGAGCCUGGGCACCUCGCUGUCAGAAGGCAUUUACACGCAGCAGCACGACGCCGACCUGCCCCUGGAAUCCACAUCCACCUCCUCCGUUGGCUUUUUCACAGACCUGCUGCAGGGCCCCGUCUCAUCUCACGCUACCUACAGCUUAGAAGGCCUGAAGGGCAUGAGAAGGGAGUCCAGGCAGAACGUACGCCGGAUCUACGUGGAGCCCUGCAAGCAGACCUCGCCCGGUGCGGAUCCUCGCGGCUGGGUCCUGGAUGUUGAGGGGUGUAUUGCCACCCCCACAGAAUUUGAAAGUAGUGUGGCUCAAGACACUGACUCAGAUGACCAAACCAACGCCCAAGUGUCUGAGAUACUUAGCAGCACACUUUAGAAACAGGCAGCAGGACAGACAACGCGGCAUUCUCAUAAUCACUCAUUUUUCACCACUGCCUCUUCACGAUAGCACGCGAAUGAGGCACAUAGCCGAAUGAAGUUCACUUUUUAAGUAAACGUAUACAGAACAUAACUGGAUGUAGAAUCCUUACAAUAGAAUGUAUAAAGACUGAUGUUGCUGGUCAACUAUUUUAGAAAUGUAAAAUCUAUGGCUUUGACUGUUAAAACAAUAAUAAUCAAUGCAGCCUGAUCUGACGCACUGCUCUUACUUUCAGACUUGAAUAUCUGCCUCCGAUUGAGGCUGUAACACCAAUAGGUAACCAAACAAUAGAUUAGAUAAAAUGUGAUCUUUCUGUGAAUUGGCAUGUUGCGGUUAAUUCCGAGUGAUAAUAACAUGCCAAACAAGCCGGUCUUUGCAUCCUUUUGAGCACACACGCACACACACACACAUAUAUAUAUAUAUAUGUGUGUGUGUGUGUGUGUGCUCUUUGUAAUACGUUACAGUGUUACAUAGAUGAUGUCACUUACCAAAUGACACAAUUGGUAUUUUGUUUCUUUCAAUCCUGGCUAUAUCUUAGCCACUUUUGUACCUUACCGUUCAGCCCCUUAUAUAGCCGGAUAUGCACCAAGGCAGUGCUCUGGGAUUCAAACACACCACCCUCUGGCCACGAAUAAGCCCCUUAGCUAUAAUUUCCAAAAUGAAUGGAAGAGACAUUGUCUGCUCUUGCCAGUGAAGACGGUGCUCGCUGGUUGUCAGAAAGCAGGUAGUUUGAGUGAAAGCAGAAAGAAAAAGACGCAAGCCACAAUGGCAUUAUGGUUCCUUAGAGGGAACUGGUGUUUACAGCCUUACUUGGCUCUAACUCUGCUCACCCAAGACUGUUUUUGCAAUCAACAUUCCACUUGGGUCAGCGCUCCUAGCUCCCAUAACGUCCAUUCAGAUCCGUUUCGCACAGUGAUAUUUACACCAAAUCAGCUGAUUUAUAUUUAUCCAGUCAGAUCUCGUGUUACUUUAAACGUUAGUGUUCUGCAUCGGAAAAAAAGAAAUGUGUUAUGAGCAUGAGGCUGUUUUGUGCUGCGUGUAUCUUGGUACUCGGCUGUACCAAUAUGAAGUUGUAAGAAAGUGCACUGAGCAAAAAACGCUUACAAAGGGAAAAGUGGACAGUGGUACCAGCCUUGGAACUGCACAGCUGUUGGCGAUUGCUGUUCGUCAAGCCAUUGUAGGUGUUUGUAGUGUGCAAGUCCUUGUAUGUUGAACUGUACGUGUGUUUUGAAAUUCCCUGUAGAUGUCCUCUUAUUCAAGAACACGCCCAGGACUUAAUAUGGCUUUUCUAGAUUCUUCCAUCAUUGUGCAUUUUGUUAUGAACCCAACACUCCACUGGUGUUAUUUCAAAUCUAGGAGUUUCAUCCCCCCAACAUAAAACUCCGCAUUCCAACCUGCCAGUGCUACUUCCUUGUCACCAGCAUGGGUCACCAUUAUAGUGACAAGAGAAAUGUGUGAAUAUAUUUUGGUCUUUUACCACUACAAUGUUACUGUUUUCAUGCUUUCUGGAAUAUAUAUAAUAUCUGUUACAAACCUGGCAGCUUUGAAAAUAUUUUAGUGAUGAUGGCAAAUUUGCCUGUUGGUCCCUUGUAAUGUUAUUAUGAAUUGUUGAUGCUGCAGUGUAUGUAAAAAUCGCAGGUCUUUGCACAAUGUGCUUCUGUUUUGUUAUUGUAUUACCCAAAGUAAAUAAUAGUGUACCUUCCAUCAGCAUAUUUAUAUAGUAUCAUGAAUUAUAUUUUAUUCACAAAAUGCAUAUUCCAUUUGCACUACUGUAACUGUUUUGUGAAUUUUGAGGAAUUUUGUAUAAAUUAGACUUUUUGUAAGAAGUUCACAAAAUUAUAUUUAAUCACAUUAUGCAUUGCAGAUUCCUCGGUCAUUAAGUCUGUGUUCAUUGAUAGCUCUGUUUCCUCAGGAAAAAAAAAAUGUGUAACUUCUUGAAAUGAUAUUUAAUAUAGUGUAUUUUAUUUUUAUAUCUAUGUAUGUAUUCCCCUUGGGCCACUAAAUCUAGAUAUAUAACUGUCUUUUCCUUCCUCCCCAUAGCAUUUUUGCUAAAAACUGCUGUAGGAGACAGUGUUACACAUGGUCCGCGGCGGUAACACCUGAAAGUUGCUUUAUUUGGGGGCAGCGUUUUCACCUGCGUUGCAGAGAUGCCCGUCACACGCACUGCUGCUUUUCCUGCCCUCUGCCACACCUCCAUUAAAAAAAAGUUGAUCGUUUCAAAUUUUUAGUCUUUCUUUCCAAUUUGGGCUUUUCUAGGGUUCUAAGAGUAUCAUUCAGGCCCCCACUUCAAACGUUAGAGCCGCCCAUCGUAAGUCUGGUACUUUACUGCCAUCUCUAUCGGAUUGCUUUACUCCCCAGUGCUAUGUGCUUAGUCUACAUAAAGCCAGUGGGUAUACACAGUAGGCAGGGCCAACGUACAUGCACGCCAACAUAACAGCCCGAAUGGUGUCGAUGAUGUCAUGCUUCUCUGAGACUUCACAUAGUAAAUUCCAGUCUACUUACCAUAUUUCCUUUGGCUGUUCCUCUCAAGUCAUCACCUGCUACCUAUUCAUUGCUUGAGUCUCUUGUCCAUAGUUGAAUUUGAAAGAAAACAUAAAAAUAUCCAUGUGAUUAUUCACAGAAAUGUACAGAAUUUAUCUCUCUUUUUUUGGGAAUGAGCAAUGUUCCAGAGUGAAUAUUAAAUUUAAUGUGUCUCCAUUCAUUUAUGUGACAAAAUUUCCAACAGGUUUAUCAAACUAUUGGCUCAGCCUUGAUAAUGGAACCAUCACCCAGGCAUGACAGUCCAUCCCUCCAAAUAGUUUUAAAAGUGGAAGGUCCGUUGGGUGUAACUGUUAAUACACUGAGAUCAUCCAUUGUGUGAAUUAACUCAAAUAAAGUGGAUGACUGAUCAUU